Macrosiphum euphorbiae (potato aphid) is the source of this 1164-nucleotide messenger RNA. The record is from the annotation of a GenBank genome assembly. NCBI's taxonomy places the organism in Eukaryota, Metazoa, Arthropoda, Insecta, Hemiptera, Aphididae.
AUGAAUAACUUGCAAAUGCAAAUAUUUCAAGAUUUUGUUCUAACAAAAAAUCAAACCGGAAAUAACAUUAUAAGUGCGUUUACUCAUAAAAAAAAAAUACUACAUGAUGUAUUAGUAUCUAAUGUACUUGAUGAUGAUGAUGAUGAUGAUGAUGAUGAUGAUGACGAUAUACUCCUUAAUUAUCGACAGACAAAGAGCAAAAUUUUAAACUUUGUAGAGACCACUGUAGUGUCAUUUUCAGAUUGUGAGUUCAAAGCACAUUUUCGGUUGAGUAGAACUACCAUUGAGAUUUUAUUACAACAUUUAAGUUUGCCCUUGGAAAGAUAUAAAAUGAAGAUACCUGCUGACAAACAAGUGUUAGUUUUUGUCUGGUAUAUGGCUAAUUGUGAAACUCAUCGACAAAUAGGAAAUCGAUUUGACAUUGCUGAAAGCACAAGCUAUACAAUUGUUAUUCAUUGCUUAACAGAAAUGAAUAAUUUGUCAGAAAACUUUAUACAAUGGCCUACAAACCAUAAGGCACAAACUGUUGUACAAAAAUUUAAUAGUUUAAGAGGAGAACAUUCUUUUCCGGGUGUUUUUGGUGCCAUUAACGGAUGUCAUAUUUCGAUUCUUGCUCCAUGGGAGAAGAGAACAAAAAUGCCCAAGUUAAAUAGAACUAUGUUCUAUAAUCGAAAACAAGUUCCUACCGUCUUGCUACAAGGCAUUGUUGACAGAGAUUUAAAAUUCAUUGAUUGUUUUGCUGGUUGGCCAGGUUCAUCACACGAUGCAAGAGUAUUUAGACGUAGUAUAAUUGGUGAAAAACUAUUAAGCCAACCUUGUGUAAUAUUACCACCAGGGUGUCAUAUUUUGGGUGAUGGCGCAUAUCCACUAACCAGUACUUUGAUGGUUCCAUUUAAGGAUAAUGGACACCUAAGUGAUAAUCAAUUAAAAUUUAACAAAUUUCGAAAACUGAAGCACAUGGAUAUAUAUCAUAAAGAAAAUUGUAGUAAAGUUAUCACUGCAGCAUGUUGUUUACACAAUUUAUGCAUUGAUAACUCCGAUGAUUUCAAUUUAACAGAGGCCUACACAUCAGAGAUGGAGGAUGGUAACCACCAUGAAGAUGAUAGUUUAAGUGGAAAUGUCAAGAGACAAGAAUUAUGUCAACAGCUGUCUUUGAUUUUAUAA